AUGAGUUCCCAAGAUACCAUCCCAGACAAUACAUUUUACCAAGGACAUCAGAACUGUCUAUUAGUCAGAAACGAUGUCGUUGAUCCAGCUUCAGAUCUAGCAGAAACAGCAACUACAAGCAAGCAAUCCGGUGAUGAGAAGAGCAAGGAACAGCCUAGCGAAUUCACCUCGCGCAAGAUCAAAGAGGCAGUCUCACAUAAUAACGCUAGUAAGUUUUUCAUCCCUAUAACUCGAGCAGUAUUUAAAAAUUAUGUAGAGCGCAAGCAUGAGGAGAGUGAUACCGAAGGGGUAUAUCCCUUGGGCGAACUCAAAGAUAUAGCGGGACAGCUAGAACAUGCCUUGAGUAGGGUAAAGGCCUUGGUCUCUCAUUUCCAGGAAGCACCCGAACAACACACUCACAAGACCUUGCAUAUGAGCGGCAAGCUCGUCAGAUGGGCAGAUAGUACUAGUACCCACGCUGUUACACGUCGCCCUAGGAAAAAAGCACGUAGAAAUCUUUGA
This is a messenger RNA of Bipolaris oryzae ATCC 44560, 501 nucleotides long. RefSeq lists its product as uncharacterized. The record is from RefSeq and is a predicted model, not a curated record. Bases 1 to 501 code for a protein of 166 amino acids. The transcript is spliced from 2 exons. Lineage: Eukaryota; Fungi; Ascomycota; Dothideomycetes; Pleosporales; Pleosporaceae.